Solanum pennellii is the source of this 1485-nucleotide messenger RNA. RefSeq names its product protein DELAY OF GERMINATION 1-like. The record is from RefSeq and is a predicted model, not a curated record. The transcript has a single exon. Bases 499 to 1251 code for a protein of 250 amino acids. Lineage: Eukaryota; Viridiplantae; Streptophyta; Magnoliopsida; Solanales; Solanaceae. Gene Ontology annotation, molecular function: sequence-specific DNA binding. Gene Ontology annotation, biological process: DNA-templated transcription.
UUCAUCUUUUAUAAUAUCUUAUCAAAUAAUAACUAAAACGGGAUGGAGUAUUAGUUUCAAACUCAUUCACUUGGUUUGAGGCUAGAAACAUUUUUUUCCCUUGAACUCAUGAGUUUUGUCAUAGAAAUAUAUUUAGACUAUUUGUUGCUCCCUUUAUCCCAUAAUACUCGUAUUACCAUAUUAUUCAAAGUCAGUUUAACUAAUUUAAUUUAAAAUUUAUAAUCAUAAUAUAAUUUCAUUUAAAAAAUACUAAAUGACUUAGAGAAAAGUCACGAUUGUUUAAAGUCCAACCAAAUACUUUGACGUUACUUAAUUAAGAUGAAGGUGGUGCUAUUCGGCUGUUUUUGUCCUCCUCUCAAUAUCGGAUUUAUAUGAUGUCUCCGCCAGCCCACCCUGAGUUGUCUCUCAGAUCAUUCCGCCUUAUAUAUAUAUAUAUAUCCUUAUACCACAUAUGUGAAGCUAACUUGUUAAUUAAUUACUCCGAAGAAGAAGAAGAAAAUGGCAACUGAUUCAAAAAAAACUGAUCGUGAGGAACAAGAAUAUGCAAAGUGUGCUUGGAUGAGUCUUCAACACGAAGAACUAACCGAACUUGAAGAUGCUGCAGCUCAAGUCCAAGACGGUGAAAAAGAUGAAGAGAAACUGACACAACUCACUGAAAAAAUCAUACAGCAUUUUCAAGAGCACUCUGAUAACCGUCUCCGUCUAGCCCGAAAAGACGUGUCCCCAUUCUUCGCACCCGUCACGUGCUCACCUUUGGAGAAUUCGGUCUUAUGGAUCGCUGGCUGUAGACCUUCUUCUUUCAUUAGACUCAUUUAUGCUCUCUGUGGAUUCGAACCCGACGUCCAAGGAACUGAUCCGUGCCUUGAAGGGAUAGUAACCGAGGAUCUCCGCGAACUAUCUGAGAAACAGCUGAGGAUGAUUAACGAGUUGCAAGGCAAGACGAUUCGAGAGGAGAGGAGGAUUGCAACGAAACUGGCUAGCUUACAAGAGGACAUAGUGGAUCAACCGCUUGCGGGGAAGAUGAAGAAAGAGGGACAUGGUUGUGAGAAAGCGGAUGAAGCUUUAGAUGAACAUAGUGGACACAUGGCGGAUGUAAUUGAAGAAGCUGAUCGACUGAGAAUGAAGACGUUGAAGGCAAUAGUGAACAUACUUGAACCGGUUCAGGCGGUGGAAUACUUAGCAGCAGCUAAGAAAAUCAGGUUUUGUGUGCAACAAUGGGGAGAGAAGAGGGAUCAGCAGCAUAAGGAGUAGUUCGUUCUACUAAUUCAUAACUUGUACUUAUUUUUUUUUUUAAAAAAAAUAAUAAAUGGGAAAGGGCAAAAAAACUAAUGCAUGUUGCUUUUUAUAGUAGUACUAAGUUUUGAUGAUUAAAUUUUAUGCUUGAAUUUGGUUUUGCUUGUAUAAGUUCGUUUUAUUUCUUCAUCUGUACUCGUUGUAAUGGGGAUAAAGACAAAUUAUAUUCAAUUACAAAUGUUUCACCCGCGG